AUGGCGAGCAGCAAACCGGACGCCGCUCCUCGAGCAAAACCCCAACGCGUCCUCGCGUGCGUCCUCUGCCAACAGCGCAAGAUCAAGUGCGACCGCAAGUUCCCCUGUGCACAUUGCACAAAACACCAGCUACAGUGCGUGCCUGCGACGCAGAACCGGCCCCGGAGGCGGCGGUUCCCAGAGAGGGAGCUUCUCGACCGCCUGAGGAAGUACGAGGGCCUACUGCGACAGAAUAAGGUCGAUUUUGAACCGCUUCAUGGGGACCUAGGUGCCAGGUAUGGAAAGUCUGUGGAUGAUAGCGGUGGGUCGGACGACGAGCACCGAUCCGAAGAAGUGGGAAUGCCCUCGCCGUCAAUCACUGUGAAAUCUGAAACCUCAUAUGAGCCCAAGAACUUUUGGCAUCUGGUGAGCCCAGAGCUAGAGGAGUCGCAUGCUGGCUUGCGAGAGACAAUUAGGCAAACGUGGGAUCAAGCCUGCGAUAGCGAUGAUCACAUCCUCUUCGGCUCCCCAGACCGGUCAUCCGUCGACCUCUCAACCCUUCAUCCCGAGCCCGUUCACAUCUUUCGACUCUGGCAGAUUUACCUUGACAAUGUCAAUGCACUGCUUCGAGUGACGCACGCCCCCAGCUUCCAAGCGCGCAUCAUUGAAGCUGUGAGCAGCGUCGACAACAUGAGCCCGGCGUUGGAGGCUCUCAUGUUCAGCAUCUACUCCAUGGCUAUCAUGAGUCUCUCCGAUGACGCAUGUUACGAUACUUUCAAGCAACCGAAAGCCCUGCUCUUGACCAAGUACCAGUUUGGAUGCCAGCAAGCUCUUUCAAACAGUCAGUUCUUGAGAACUAAUGACGUUGACUGCCUGACUGCGUUAUUUCUCUACCUCCAUGUAAGCCGUCCCAGCGCUCACAUUCGAUCAAUAUCAUCGCUCCUCGGCGUUGCCAUUCGCAUCGGCCAACGCAUCGGUCUCCAACACGAAUCUGCCAACACCAGGUGUACCAUCCUAGAGGCCGAGAUGCGCCGCAGGCUUUGGUGGUCCUUGGUACUCUUCGAUGCCCGCAUGAGCGGCUUAACCGAGCACAAGGCUACCAAUUUGACCCCGACAUGGGACUGCGCCGUGCCGAUGAACGUCAGCGACUCUGACCUCCGAGCGGAGAUGAAGGAACCGCCGAGGGCGGAGAUGAAAGUCAGCGAGGCGCUUUUCUCAGUCGUGACGGCCGAGCUUGCCGACUUUGCUCGGCACACCUCCUUCUACCUCGACAUGACGAACCCGAUCUUGAAGCCUAUCGCCAAGGAGCUACCUGGCGGCGGCAAGGUGGAUUGGUUGGAGAAGUCAGUAGAUGAUAAGUACUUCCGGUACUGCGACCUCGAGAACCCAACUCAUUUCAUGGCUAUGUGGAUGUCACGCGCAUCUCUUUCCAAGUUUCGCCUGAUGGAAACGUUCCACAGCUUCUACGAAGGCCCAGUCGAGGAGAAGCACCGCAUCACGUUGACCAGUGCUCUAAGGUGGCUUCAGUGCGAUGCGAACCUGUCAGCCUCUCCCCUGACCCAGAGAUUUCGAUGGUUUCUCCAGAUCUACUACCCGUUCCCAGCCUAUAUCCGCAUCACACAGUUUCUCAAACUAAAUCCCCUGGAUCCCAAAGGGGAGUACAUUUGGAACGCCAUGAGCGAUCAUUUCGAGGCUCGGUUUGAGAAGCUCGAGCCGGGGUAUAACCCUGUCUUUGUCCCAUUCACUGAGGUCAUCAUCAGCACAUGGGAGGUGGUGGCAACGGCGCUCAGGGAAUCAGGCCAGCCGAUAAUCCCGCCCAGAAUUGUAGGCAAGGUUCAAGAAAAGCUGGUAGAGGUGACGCCGGCUCUGAGUCCACAGUCUUCCGAUACCGGACCCAAGGCCGAAAUUAUGAACAUGAACUCCUACGACUUUAGUGCAUCUUUUCCGAUGGACAUUGUUGGCCAGAGUCUCACUUACGACCAGGGCGGCUUUCCGCCAACAGACAGCGGUCUGUACUCGAAUAUUAAUGUACCAGACAUGCGAGGCAUCAACAUCGAUCAGUUCAACUGGGACUCAUUGGACUUGGGGCAAAACUGGCAAGCGACAUGA
Colletotrichum phormii is the source of this 2088-nucleotide messenger RNA. RefSeq lists its product as uncharacterized. The coding region runs from base 1 to 2088 and encodes 695 amino acids. The record is from RefSeq and is a predicted model, not a curated record. Lineage: Eukaryota; Fungi; Ascomycota; Sordariomycetes; Glomerellales; Glomerellaceae. Gene Ontology annotation, biological process: DNA-templated transcription; regulation of DNA-templated transcription. The transcript has 4 exons. Gene Ontology annotation, molecular function: zinc ion binding; DNA-binding transcription factor activity, RNA polymerase II-specific; DNA binding.